Arachis duranensis is the source of this 1242-nucleotide messenger RNA. Its product is annotated as probable 6-phosphogluconolactonase 2. Gene Ontology annotation, molecular function: 6-phosphogluconolactonase activity. The record is from RefSeq and is a predicted model, not a curated record. The transcript has 4 exons. Bases 140 to 940 code for a protein of 266 amino acids. Lineage: Eukaryota; Viridiplantae; Streptophyta; Magnoliopsida; Fabales; Fabaceae. Gene Ontology annotation, biological process: carbohydrate metabolic process; pentose-phosphate shunt.
AAAUAAGAGUUAAUAGUGCAUAUUGAUUACACUAUAAAUAAACACUUGGUGCUAAUACCCAUCUUCAACGUUAUUCAGUUUCUUCUUCUCUGUGUGUCACCCUUUCUGUUUUUCUUGAGCUCCUAGACACUUUGAAAACAUGGCUUUAUCUGGUGUUCAGAAGGACAGAGGGGAUUUGAGGAUUCAUGAGAGUAUGGAUGAGCUGAAGACCGAUUUGGCAGACUAUAUUGCUGAAUUAUCAGAUGUGUCAGUGAAGGAGCGCGGAUUCUUUGCCAUUGCUUUAUCUGGUGGUUCUCUCAUUGGCUUAAUGGGAAAACUUUGCGAAGUUCCUUACAACAAGACAGUGGACUGGUCGAAAUGGUAUAUCUUCUGGGCUGAUGAGCGCGUCGUGGCGAGAAACCAUGCUGAUAGCAAUUAUAAGCUUGCCAAGGAUGGCCUUUUGUCCAAGGUCCCUAUUGUACCCAGUCAUGUUCAUUCCAUCAAUGAUUCUGUGUCAGCAGAAGAAGCAGCUGACAAUUACGAGUUUGUCAUCCGACAGUUAGUGAAAACCCAUGUGGUCAGCGUGUCCGAGAUUAACGACUGCCCCAAGUUUGAUCUCAUUCUUCUCGGAUUGGGGGCAGACGGCCAUAUUGCCUCGUUAUUUCCAAAUCACCCGGCCCUUGAUGAGAGGGAAGAAUGGGUAACUUUCAUUACGGACUCCCCCAAACCCCCACCUGAAAGAAUCACAUUCACCUUGCCUGUUAUCAAUUCCGCAUCCAAUGUAGCUGUGGUGGUCACAGGUGAGGGUAAAGCGGAUGCCUUACACUUGGCAAUAGAAGAAGUUGGACCUGAUGGCUCCUUGAUACCGGCAAGAAUGGUCCAACCGACCAUGGGGAAGCUGGUCUGGUUUUUGGAUAAGCAGGCUGCCUCAAAGCUUAAAAAUUCCGACUUGAACAGUUAGGAUGGACCCCUUUGCAGAGGUGUAAGUUUGUUUGUGACAAAGUGUUUAUCCAUAGAAUCCUGCAUAUUUUCUCUCUUUUUUGUGGAUAUAAAAGUCCUUUUUUUUUUCUUUUGGCCCUUUGUGUUGGUCUCUCUUCAGAAGGUGUUUGGAGUUGUGUGGUAUAGUUUUUUCUUUUUAAAUAAAAGUUGUAAAGAGCAUCAUCCCAAAGCCCUUUUUUAUCCUUGCAAUUCCUCAUUGUGUUAUUGUUGGCCAUGAUGGUCUCACUGUUUGCAACUUAGAAAAGAAAAUCAGGUUCAUCUUUA